UUUAAUUUUCAUUCAUCAACUUUUUUUUUUUAUAUCAUUUCAUAUUUUGAAAAUGAUGGCUUCCCUCAUCAAUGUCAACACCUACCUUUUCUACUACAUUUGUUGUAGCGACCCAGUCAUAUAGACAAGACCAACGAGGCUUAUCACCAUCCUGUUUUAUUUUCCAGCUGAUGAUUCACUCUCCUGGUAUAUUAGCUGUAACACCCAUGUGCUAGUUUAUGCUCUGUUCCUGUUUUUUCCUUCUGAGUUUGAGUCUUUUUUCAUUUUGGCUUCAAUUUUGUUGUCUCAGGGAGUGAAAAAGUGCCCUGCUUAGUUCAUGAGAGAUAGUUUAAAGUUCUGGUGAUUUCAGAGUUCCUGGGAUGUAUCUUUCAAAGGGUCACGUCAUCUUGUGGUUCUGCUGGUAUUUGCUACUGGCUGCUGCGCAGGAUGCUAUCACCGACCCAACUGAAGUUGAAGCAUUAAAAAGGAUAAAGGAAAGUUUGAAUGAUCCUAAUAGAAAUUUAAGUAAUUGGAACCGUGGCGAUCCAUGUACAUCUGGCUGGACUCGAGUUCUGUGCUUCAAUGAAACAUUAGUGGAUGGCUAUCUACAUGUUCAAGAAUUGCAACUAAUGAAUUUGAACUUGUCUGGAACUUUGGCACCAGAUAUUGGGAGCUUAGGUUAUAUGGAAAUAUUGAACUUCAUGUGGAACAAUUUAACUGGAAGCAUUCCAAAGGAAAUUGGGAAUAUCAAAACUCUAAAACUCUUGCUCCUGAAUGGAAAUCUAUUAACAGGUCCACUGCCUGAAGAGCUUGGCUAUCUUCCAAACCUUGAUAGGAUACAAAUUGAUCAGAAUCAUAUAUCAGGACCUGUACCUACAUCUUUUGCAAACCUGAACAAGACAAAGCACUUUCACAUGAACAAUAACUCACUUAGCGGACAAAUCCCUCCAGAACUUUCCAGAUUACCAAACCUUGUUCAUCUCCUUCUUGACAACAACAACUUAUCAGGAUACCUUCCCCCUGAGCUUUCCAAGUUGCCAAGCUUACUUAUAAUUCAACUUGAUAACAAUAACUUUGGCGGGAAUACCAUUCCAGAUACUUAUGGCAACAUGUCAAAAUUGUUGAAGUUGAGUCUCAGAAAUUGUAACUUGAAAGGCCCAAUUCCUGAUUUAAGCAGGAUACCUUCCCUUCUUUAUCUGGACCUCAGUUCCAAUCAGUUGAAUGAAUCAAUUCCUCCUAAUAAGCUUUCUGAAAAUAUCACAACCAUUGAUUUAUCGAACAACAAACUUACUGGAACAAUUCCAUCUUACUUUUCUAGUCUUUCAAAUCUUCAGAAAUUGUCACUUGCAAACAAUUCAUUGAAUGGCACUGUUUCUUCCACCAUUUGGCAGGACAAGAAUUUCGACGCAGAAAGAUUUCUCUUGGAAUUGGAAAAUAAUAAAUUUACAUCCAUAUCUGGAAGUACUGUUCUCCCUCCAAAUGUCACAGUCUUGCUUGAUGGUAAUCCUCUAUGCUCAAAUGAAACCCUGGGUCAGUUCUGUAGAUCUGAAGGUGUUAAUGACACAAAUGGCCUAUUUCCAGCAAACUCCAGUGACUCCUGUCGUGCUCAAUCAUGUCCACCUCCUUAUGAAUACUCUGUGGAUUGUUUCUGCGCAGCCCCAUUGCUCGUUGGUUAUCGACUAAAAAGUCCUGGAUUUUCAGAUUUUCGUCCAUACUUGAAUGCAUUUGAGAAAUACCUGACUUCUGGUCUUAGUAUAUAUACCAAGCAGUUAAACUUCACAUUUCAGUGGCAAUCGGGACCUCGACUGAGAAUGAACUUGAAGAUUUUUCCAUUAUAUGUUGAUAGAAAUAGUUCUCAUACUUUCAAUAGAAGCGAGGUCCAAAGGAUCAGAAGCAUGUUUACAGGAUGGAAAAUUCCUGACAGUGAUUUGUUUGGGCCUUAUGAACUGAAUAACUUCAUUCUCCUGGAUCCUUACAAGGAUGUGGUUAGCGCCUCUUCAAAAUCUGGGAUAGGUACAGGUGCACUAGUUGGCAUAAUCCUAGGGUCAAUUGCCUGUGCAGUGACGUUGUCUGCAAUUGUUACUCUUCUUAUAUUAAGAUUAAAAAUGAGAAAUUAUCAUCCAGUUUCCAACAGACGUCAUGCAUCUAGAAUCUCAAUAAAAAUGGAUGGCGUGAAGGCCUUUACUUAUGGAGAAUUAUCCUCCGCUACAAACAAUUUUAGCAGCUCUGCUCAAGUUGGACAAGGGGGAUAUGGGAAGGUUUACAAAGGUAUUCUUUCUGAUGGCACAGUUGCGGCCAUUAAACGUGCACAAGAGGGAUCACUGCAAGGUGAGAAGGAGUUCCUCACAGAAAUAUCAUUACUGUCAAGGUUACAUCAUCGGAACCUUGUGUCUCUGUUGGGAUACUGUGAUGAAGAAGGGGAACAGAUGCUAGUUUAUGAAUUUAUGCCAAAUGGCACGCUAAGGGAUCACCUUUCUGCUUCAUCAAAAGAACCUCUGAGUUUUUCCACGAGAUUGAAGGUUGCACUAGGGUCAGCUAAAGGUCUUGCGUAUCUACACACAGAAGCUGAUCCUCCGAUAUUUCACCGCGAUGUCAAGGCCACUAACAUAUUAUUGGACUCUAGAUUUUCGGCAAAGGUGGCUGAUUUUGGACUUUCCCGGCUCGCCCCUGUUCCAGAUUUAGAAGGAAUUGUGCCUGGUCAUGUAUCUACAGUUGUAAAAGGGACCCCGGGUUACCUUGAUCCAGAGUACUUCUUAACUCACAAGUUGACUGACAAGAGUGAUGUUUAUAGUCUUGGUGUUGUACUUUUGGAACUUUUGACCGGGAUGCAUCCUAUCUCACAUGGCAAGAAUAUUGUUAGAGAGGUUAAUGUUGCCUACCAAUCUGGUGUGAUAUUUUCAAUUAUUGAUGAACGCAUGGGAUCUUAUCCAUCUGAGCAUGUGGAGAAAAUUUUGACUUUGGCCCUGAAGUGUUGUAACGACCAGCCAGAUGCACGGCCUAAAAUGGUAGAAGUGGUUAGAGAGCUUGAAAAUAUAUGGUCUAUGAUGCCGGAUUCAGAUACCGGGGCAACUGGAUCUAUAACCAGUGAUUCAAGCAAACCACUAAGCACACCAUCUUCAUCCUCUGCUAUGAAGACUCCUUUUGUAUCCGGCGAUGUGUCCGGUAGUGACCUUAUUAGUGGAGUGAUACCAAGCAUCAAGCCAAGAUAAAACUACAGAAGUUGAAAAAUAUUAGGUAUAGCAAUUACUGAUCUUUAUGUUACUACCCUGUGAAUUGGAUCAUGAGACCAUAUGUUACUUCAUUCCAUCUUCACCCUUUACAUUAUUUUUGUUUGUAUAUGAGAAACUGAUAGAAAACUAGCUGGUAUACAACAUUGAUUUUGUACAUCA
Lotus japonicus is the source of this 3368-nucleotide messenger RNA. Its product is annotated as probable LRR receptor-like serine/threonine-protein kinase At1g06840. Gene Ontology annotation, biological process: protein phosphorylation. The transcript is spliced from 21 exons. Gene Ontology annotation, molecular function: protein kinase activity; ATP binding; protein binding. The record is from RefSeq and is a predicted model, not a curated record. The coding region runs from base 360 to 3188 and encodes 942 amino acids. NCBI's taxonomy places the organism in Eukaryota, Viridiplantae, Streptophyta, Magnoliopsida, Fabales, Fabaceae.